AUGAGUUUUUCCAUUGAUGAAGUGAAUUUUCUCGUGUAUCGAUACUUACAGGAGUCCGGAUUCCAUCAUUCAGCUUAUACAUUUGGAAUUGAAUCACAUAUAUCGCAAAGCAAUAUAAAUGGUGCCUUAGUGCCGCCGGCAGCAUUGUUAAAUAUACUGCAGAAGGGUUUGCAAUAUACCGAAGCCGAAAUAACUAUUGGAGAAGAUGGAACUGAAACACGUCUUACAGAGAGCCUGAGUUUAAUUGAUGCUGUAACUCCAGAUAUUGUGUCCACUCGUCAAAAUGCUCAUAAUGCUCAAAAGCAAGCUAACAAAGAACCAGGUUCUGGUGGAGAACAAAACGGAGUUGAUGGAACAGCAUGUAGUGCAGCAUCGACCACAGGAGGCACGGUAACACCAAAUGUACCAGAAAAUAUGGAUGUUGAUCAAUCAAUUGAAAUACCAGCAAGCAAGGCAACAGUACUACGAGGACAUGAAUCUGAAGUGUUUAUUUGCGCUUGGAAUCCAAGCACUGAUUUAUUGGCUAGUGGUUCAGGAGAUAGCACUGCUCGAAUAUGGGAUAUGUCAGACAAUCCAGCAACUACACCUAAUCAGCUUAUAUUAAGACAUUGUAUACAAAAAGGUGGAGCCGAGGUGCCUAGCAAUAAAGAUGUUACCUCAUUGGACUGGAAUUGUGAUGGUAACUUAUUGGCGACUGGAUCAUAUGAUGGCUAUGCAAGAAUCUGGACAACUGAUGGCACAUUAGCAUCUACCUUAGGGCAACACAAAGGUCCUAUAUUUGCACUCAAGUGGAAUAAGAGGGGAAAUUAUAUCUUAAGUGCAGGGGUUGACAAGACAACAAUUAUAUGGGAUGCAGCAUCAGGCCAAUGCACUCAACAGUUUUCUUUCCAUGCAGCACCAGCUCUUGAUGUUGAUUGGCAAACAAACAAUUCAUUUGCUUCAUGUUCAACUGACCAAUGUAUUCAUGUUUGCAGGUUACAUGUUGACAAACCCAUAAAAAGCUUCAAGGGACAUACGAAUGAAGUCAAUGCAAUAAAAUGGGACCCACAAGGACAACUCCUUGCAUCAUGUUCCGAUGACAUGACAUUAAAAAUAUGGUCCAUGAAACAAGACACGUGGGUUCAUGACCUUAAGGCACAUUUGAAAGAAAUAUACACCAUAAAGUGGUCUCCUACUGGACCUGGAACACAGAAUCCUAAUAUGAAUUUAAUAUUAGCCAGUGCAUCAUUUGAUUCUACAGUGCGCUUAUGGGAUGUGGAAAGAGGAGUUUGUAUUCAUACUCUAACAAAACAUACUGAACCAGUUUACAGUGUAGCAUUCUCUCCCGAUGGGAAAUUUUUAGCCAGUGGAUCCUUUGACAAGUGUGUUCACAUAUGGUCAACACAGACAGGUGGGCUGGUACACUCUUAUAAAGGGACAGGUGGUAUUUUUGAAGUAUGCUGGAAUUCAAGAGGUACAAAAGUAGGUGCCAGUGCGAGUGAUGGAAGUGUUUUUGUCUUAGAUUUACGCAAAUUUAUUAAUAAGAAAUACUAUGUAGUAUGUAUACUUAAUUAUAGAUAUUAUUUUAAUAAAAAUGUUUUUGUUAUAAAAACUUGA
This is a messenger RNA of Danaus chrysippus (African queen), 1596 nucleotides long. The record is from the annotation of a GenBank genome assembly. NCBI's taxonomy places the organism in Eukaryota, Metazoa, Arthropoda, Insecta, Lepidoptera, Nymphalidae.